Hypanus sabinus (Atlantic stingray) is the source of this 2852-nucleotide messenger RNA. RefSeq names its product polycomb protein SCMH1-like. The transcript is spliced from 16 exons. Gene Ontology annotation, cellular component: nucleus. Lineage: Eukaryota; Metazoa; Chordata; Chondrichthyes; Myliobatiformes; Dasyatidae. Gene Ontology annotation, biological process: regulation of DNA-templated transcription. The coding region runs from base 244 to 2448 and encodes 734 amino acids. Gene Ontology annotation, molecular function: protein binding. The record is from RefSeq and is a predicted model, not a curated record.
CUUUCUUUUUCUCUCUCUCUCUCUCCUUCGUUCCCUCCGUCUGUCCUUCACUGCGCAGUCCUGUAACAUGGCGGAGACUGACUGAAAUCUAAGCUUUGAGCCGCGCCGUUGAGGGGACGGAUUCCGCAUCUACCUCUCCCGGUGAAAGUAAUUUAUUCUUCCGGGAACUCCUUGUGCUCAGGCAUCCAACGCACCGAGAUCACUCGUUGGACCCGAAUUGCAUUAUUACCGGCAGCCGAAUGAAUGGGAGAAGGAGUUUGCACCUCUCCCUGCCGCCAUGUUGAGGACGGAAGUCUAAAUGAAUGCCCAGAAGCCGGACCAGGGUGGUUUGAGUGCAUUGGCAGCGCACUUCCCAACGAUGAGAAAACCCGGGCCUCAGAAAGUUGCAGAUUGGAAAGAUGGGAGAAGGCAGAAACAAGGCCGGAGUGGUCGGCCGUCCAAUACGCCAUCUCCGUAUCAAGAAUUCCCUCUGAAUUAACAAGGUGUAUCAAGCUCAAUCAGGUUGGAAGAGAAUCUGGUGCUUUCCUGGUGUAUAAGACGAAUAUACGCUUCUUGGGCUUCCAACCAGGUCAGUUCAGUUGGGACAAAUACCUUAAGGAGACAGGCGCUGUUGCUGCCCCUUCCUAUUGCUUUAAGCAGUCGUGCGUUCCACCUGUCAACGAGUUCAAGAUCGGGAUGAAGCUGGAAGCCAAGGACCCUCGGAACGUCACCUCGACCUGCAUCGCCACCGUGGUCGGAAUAACUGGGGCGCGACUGAGAUUGCGGCUCGAUGGCAGCGACAACAAGAACGACUUUUGGCGCUUGGUGUACUCGUCUGAUAUCCAGCCCAUCGGAAGUUGUGAGAAGAACGCGGGGAUGUUGCAGCCCCCUUUGGGAUUUCGACUGAAUGCAUCUUCAUGGCCGAUGUUCUUGCUGAAGACUUUAAGUGGAGCAGAAAUGGCACCAGGCAGGAUAUUUCACAAGGAGCCACCUUCACCCCCGCAGAACUAUUACAAAGUGGGGAUGAAACUGGAGGCAGUCGAUAGGAAGAACCCGCACUUUAUCUGCCCCGCAACGAUUGGGGAUGUGAGGGGGUCGGAAGUGUUGGUGACAUUUGACGGCUGGAGGGGAGCAUUCGAUUACUGGUGUCGCUACGAUUCUGGGGACAUCUUCCCCGUGGGAUGGUGCUCCAUGACUGGAGACAACUUACAACCUCCAGGAACUAAGGCCGUCAUUCCGAAGAACUUGCCGGCACCUCAGGAGGGGGAUCCCGAGAAGCAUAGCAUGCAGGCUUCAGUGAAGAGCUCGCCAGAACAGCUGGCCAUCCACCGCGGCCGGAAGCCAGGCAGGAAGCGGAGCCGAGUGGGGCAGGUGGGCGACGGCAAGCCGGAAAUGCAGCGCGCCGUCUCGUCCACCGCCAAGCCUGUGGAACCACUAAAGAUCCCAAAGAAGCGAGGCCCAAAACCGGGGAGCAAGCGGAAACCACGUGCCCUGCAGAAUACGGUCCCGACCUCCCCUACCACCAGCACCCCAGAGCCCGAUACCAGCACAGUCCCCCAAGAUGCAGCCACAAUCCCCAGCACAGCCAUCACGCAGUCUCCAACAGUAUGUGUUUACUUGAACAAAACCGGCAACCCGGGCCCCCACCUCGACAGGAAAAAACUACAACAACUACCAGACCACUUCGGACCGGCUCGGGCUUCUGUCGUCUUGCAGCAGGCGGUCCAGGCCUGCAUAGACUGUGCGCACAAUCAGAAAGUGGUCUUCUCCCUCCUGAAGCAGGGGCACGGCGGGGAGGUCAUAUCUGCCACAUUUGACCACGAACAGCACACGCUAAACCUGCCAGCGGUAAACAGUGUCGUGUAUGCACUGCGUUUCCUGGAGAAGCUCUGCCACAGCCUACGGUGCGACAAUCUCUUCGGGAACCAGCCUUUCAGCCAGUGCAAUCCAGGCAACCACAACUCUUCCGUCUACGAAAGUGACCGCUUCAUGCCAGGUGAGCCUUUUAUCCUGGAGGAUGGUCACCCAGGCCCCACCGAGUACCGUCUGGAUCCCAUGGAUUCCGCCCUUAAUUCCGUAACCCCCUCCAGCCCCAUGAGUAGGAAUUCCAGAGAGUUCCGAGCUUAUCGGCCUCUACAACACUCGAUGAGCCUGACGCAGAACAGCGCAGGGACAUUUCGCCGUCUCAGUUCUGGAGGCUCCGACAGGUUUACAGCGUCACGGGAUCCGCCCCGCGUGAUCAGCAGGGACCCAUCCAACUGGGCGGUGGAGGAUGUGAUGCAGUUUAUCCGCGAUGCAGAUCCACAGUCAUUGGGCCCGCACGCAGACCUCUUCCGAAAACACGAGAUUGACGGCAAGGCGCUGCUGCUGCUGCGGAGUGACAUGAUGAUGAAGUACAUGGGACUGAAGCUGGGGCCUGCCUUGAAGAUCUGCUACCACAUCGACAGACUAAAGCUGGGCAAGUUCUAAACCGGAACUCAGCGCAUCAGGAAAUAACCAAAACUCACAAAAGACUCAUGGCCGCUACUCCAGGAAGAACCUUGCUAUCCACUUCUGGGUCAGCUUUCUACUGCCAAGGAUCUGUCUUGGAUUCCAGUCAGCAGAUUAAGCGUACACUGAAGCCACAUAGAUUUCAGCUUCAUAGAGCCAUAGCAACAAAGGGAAAAGCCUUUGACCAGACCAUUACACUUCCUACUCGUGUUCUGAACCAGACAAAUAUUUCUAUCCAACUGAGAUGAAGUAUUAUUAACAAAACACUCCAGAUAUUACUGUUGUAUAACAUCUACUUCUGCCAAUUUAUACCCUAAUUUUUUUUUUUUUUUUCUCUCGCCUGUUGGAUCAGUUUAGCAGUGAUGGGCAUUAAAACAAGCAAG